AUGUCUCAAUUCGAUCCAGUUGUGCAGCAGUUACGUUCUGAUGAAGUUCAAGAAAUCACACAGGCGUUUAUGGAAUUCGAUAUUAAUCACAAUGGCUACAUUACCCCGCAAGAAAUGAAAGAAUGUUUACGACGUGCUGGAGUACAGUUUCAAGAUGCUGAAGUUGAUCGAGUGGUUGGAAAUAUGGACUUAAAUCAUGACGGAUCAGUAACAUACGAUGAAUACAUGAAAUUUAUGGCACGAGUGUACACCGGUCAACAUGACGCAUUUCAACGAGGACCACCAACACCAGGUGGACCAUCCGGUGGACAACAAGGAGGUUAUCGAGGACCCUCAUCACAACAACCACCAUUCAAUCAGCAAGGCCAAGGUGGUAAUUAUCCAAACCAACCACCCUAUAACCAACAAGGUGGCUCCGGUAAUUAUGGGGGACAACAACCGCCCUAUAAUCAAGGUAGCAACUACCCACCAUCAUCGGGUUCAAAUUAUCCUCCCAGUGGACAGAACUAUCCACCAUAUGGAGGUCAACAGCAAGGGGGUUAUAACCAACAAGGUGGUGGUAACCCACCUUAUAAUCAACAACAAGGAGGAAAUUAUCCCCCAAAUUCAAAUCCUCCAUACAACCAACAACAAGGCCAAAAUCCUCCAUAUAACCAAACGUAUGGUUCUAGCGGUCGCUAA
This is a messenger RNA of Didymodactylos carnosus, 681 nucleotides long. Lineage: Eukaryota; Metazoa; Rotifera; Eurotatoria; Philodinida; Philodinidae. The record is from the annotation of a GenBank genome assembly.